AUGCAGAAUCCAUCCGUAGUUCUCUAUGGUCCACACAACGCGAAGAUCGAAGAUAGACCCAUACCAGAGCUGGUCGACGCACACGAUGUCAUCAUUCUCGGAUCUUCUGUCAAGACCGUCAAGCCCGGUGACCGGGUAGCAAUUGAGCCAGGAGUUCCCGUGCCGUCGGCACCAGGGCCGCCAGAUACCCCAGGUACAUUGUCCAAGUACUUUCGUUGUGCAGAGGACUUUGUGUACAAGAUACCGGAAACCAUAGGACUUGAUGAAGCGGUGCUCGUGGAACCGAUCGCAGUCGCAGUGCAUGCUGUCAAACUCGGUGAUAUCAGACCUGGCGAGACCGUGGUGGUGAUGGGAAGUGGAACAAUUGGUUUGUUUUGUGCAGCGGUGGCACGUCAGUUCGGGGCUCAUCGCAUCAUCAUCGUCGACAUCCUGGAGAAGAAACUGGAAUUCGCAGCAAACUUCUUGAAGUGUGAGACAUACCUGUUCUCAAUGGAUAUCAGUGCCGAAGAUAACGCCGAAAAUUUGCUGAACAAGUUCGAUCUUGUGGAGUAUGGUAUCGACACUACUGGCGGCCUCGUGGACACGGUCAUUGAAGCUUCGGGCGCAACAGCCAGCAUUGAGACUGGCAUACACAUGAUCAGACCUGGCGGAAAGUACGUUCAGACAGGCCUUGGGAAGCCAAUAAUUGAAUUUCCCAUCGUUGCCAUGGGACAGAAGGAGUUGAUGAUGCGGGGCUGUUUCAGGUAUGGUGCUGGUGAUUACGAACUUGCGGUGAAGUUGCUGGAGAAUGGUCUUAUUGAUGUGAAGCCUCUAAUCACGUCAGUAACACUGUUUGAGCAGGCCACGGAUGCGUGGGAAAAGACUUCAAGGGGAGAUGGAAUCAAGAAUCUGAUUCUAGGCGUUCAGAACUGA
This is a messenger RNA of Pyrenophora tritici-repentis Pt-1C-BFP, 912 nucleotides long. NCBI's taxonomy places the organism in Eukaryota, Fungi, Ascomycota, Dothideomycetes, Pleosporales, Pleosporaceae. The record is from RefSeq and is a predicted model, not a curated record.